CAUUAGUUACUCAUACCAGUCUUUUGCUUUUUCUCAAAUCCUUCUGUUGUGUUGACAUCGUUUUUAACGUUGUGUGAUGCUACUGUCGCUUUUGUAGCGGAAAUCGGCUUCCCUUAACGAGUAGCCUAUUGAAGCGCGGAGUUUGAUGAAAAUACAACUUUUUGCAUAUAUUUAUAUUGUAGGACAUUAUUUUUUAGUCCGGCAAACGUCCAGAAAAGAAUUCGCUUUGCGGUGCCUUCUUCUGCAUGCAUUAGUUUACCGUCUUCAGGGGGGUGAAUCUUUGCAAAGUCAUGCCUUCUUCGGAAUACAUGGCUGGGAGCGUUUCAGGAGCGCUUGGAGUGAUUGUAGGACAUCCGAUGGAUACAGUCAAGGUACGGCUACAGGUGCACACUCAAUAUAACGGUAUAUUCGACUGUGUGGCCAAAACAUUUGCCAACGAAGGGCUCCAUGGCUUCUUCAAGGGAAUGGCGUUCCCGGCUCUGACCUCUGGCCUAUCCAACUCUGCCAUCUUCGGUUCUUAUUGCAGCGCUCUGGAUUACCUCACGCGGUCGCGGCCAGGCGACCGCGUCCAGGGCAAAGACCCUCCCGCAGCGCACGUCUUCGCGGCCGGCUGUUUCUCUGGACUAGUGGGGGUGGUGAUCAUGGCCCCCGUGGACCUGGUGAAAGUGCGUCUGCAGGGCCAGGCCAGUGGAGCGCGCUACCGAGGGCCCCUCCACUGUGUCUCCACCAUACUGCGGGAGGAGGGGCCCCGCGGCCUCUAUCGUGGUGCGCUGGCACUAGCCCUGAGGGACGUCCCCUGCUACGGCCUGUACUUCCUGCCGUACGAGCUGGUGAGGCGGGCCCUCACGGAGCCAGGAACACAGUCGGGGACCUUCGCCGUGCUGAUGGCCGGGGGCACGGCGGGCGUGGUGACCUGGGCCUGUGCCACGCCCAUGGACGUGGUCAAGGCCCGGCUGCAGCUGUCCGGGGCGGGGGGCCGGCACUACCGCGGGGUCGCCCACUGCAUCCUGGUCAGCGCCCGGGAGGAGGGGCCCCGCGUGUUCUUCAGGGGCCUCCUGCUGAACAGCGCCCGGGCGUUCCCCGUCAACGCCAUCACCUUCCUCAGCUACGAGAGCCUGGCAAGGGCCCUGCGAGGGGGCUGA
Messenger RNA from Gadus chalcogrammus (walleye pollock), 1142 nucleotides. Its product is annotated as solute carrier family 25 member 45-like. Gene Ontology annotation, biological process: transmembrane transport. Gene Ontology annotation, cellular component: mitochondrion. The transcript has 7 exons. The coding region runs from base 291 to 1142 and encodes 283 amino acids. NCBI's taxonomy places the organism in Eukaryota, Metazoa, Chordata, Actinopteri, Gadiformes, Gadidae. The record is from RefSeq and is a predicted model, not a curated record. Gene Ontology annotation, molecular function: transmembrane transporter activity.